AUGCCCGUCCAAACGAGUCCAUCGCCCUUGCCCGCCUCGUUUCCUUCCUUCUCGUCCGUGUUUGGCACCGGAAUGGAUCACGUCUUGCGCCCGCAGAGGAGAGACGAUGGCCCCUCCCCGGCACAGCCCGCAACGACGAGCAGCACCGCCUCCGCUGCGGAGCCUUGCCCCUCCUUUCAACAUCGUGAGAGCGUCUCGUCGGCUGCAUCCGAGUCGACCGAUUCUUCCCCUACCACUACCAUUUCCACCUUCGAUACCACUUCCGUCCCCGACACCUCUCCGAGUUCCUCUCCGGAAUCGCCUUCGUCCAUUCCCCUACCAUAUCCCAAGCCCACGACGCUCCCUGACAUCUCGGAGAGGGAUUCGAUGCCGUCGGAUCAGAAUGCCCAAUCCCAGCAACCGACGUUGGGUUCAGCUCGCCCCGUGUCCCCCGGGAGACGGGCCCGGAAUCUCAAAAACCUUUCGCUGAAGGUACCCUCUCAGCCCUCACGACCGGCCAUUUCUACCGCCUCGGUGGUGGAAACGAGCUCAUGCCACCUCUCCGCCCCUCCUUCUCCAGUGAAUCGUCCUAUGAAAACUGCUCGACGAAAGCCGGCGAAUCUGACGAUCCGUACCCCGGGAUUCGAUUCGUCUUUCUCCAGCAACGCCACCGAGGCCGUGCCCCCAACCCCCGGUACCCGGCGUUCAUUACGACACAUCGAGUCGUCUCCUUCUCUGGCAUCCGUCUUCUCCCCGACCACCGCUCCGCCGGGAGGCAUGCAAAUGCCGCGGCCGGCAACGCGAGAUGGUGCGCCGACGAUGCCGGGUAGCUGGCAAGAUGAUUUCUCGCCUAGGCCCCCAUCGCGGGAGGCCCUCCAGAAGGUGGAGGAAGAAGACUACAACCUGGAUUCCCGAGAGUCGGCCAAGGGGAAUGAACGCGGCUAUCCCGAUGGGCCGAUUCAGAUCUAUGAGUCAGGCGUUUAUCUGUAUUUGGAACCGACCCAGGAAGAAGCCUCUCGAUUCGAUGUGGUGGUCAAUGUUGCCAAGGAAGUGGUGAAUCCCUUUACCGCCGAUUUGGCGAAGAACAAUAAUUCCGUCGUUUCCACGCUCCGGGAUCCUUGUGAAUUCGCCAAACGGCAUUCAAUUGCGGAACCGCUGACAGCCAUCUCAGAGGCGUCUUUUCACUCGGCUUUGGAGGUUCUUUCCCCCGAGUCGGAGAGCCCAACCACCCCCAAAGCGAAAAAGCGGGCGACACCGGAGUAUAUCCACGUACCUUGGGACCACAACUCGGAAAUUCUCGAUGAUCUCUAUCCUUUGUGCGAGCUGAUCGACGACCGAGUGUCGCAGGACAAGAGUCGCUGGGUGGGGCCGAAUAUGAGUCUCAUCUAUCAAUUGACGGAUUUCCGUGCGCGACUGCUCCGUGGAGGACCGUCCAAGCCUGCGCCGGCGGAAUGGUUCAAAAUAGGGCCGAAUUGCCGUCCUUCCGAGGCAUCAGCCAUAUCGAAUCCACCUGCGGCCGAUCGGGUCGAGGAGCCGAAACGAGACGACCGGGAGAGCCAGACUCUGGUCCCAGGCCCAUUGCUUCAUUCCUCCACCGAACGUCCGGCAACGACUGCUCCUUCAACAACUGCCACUGCGUCCACGCAUUUGCCAAAGUCCGAGGCUCCAGCACCGCGGAGUAUAUUCCCACGCCCACUUCCGCUUCGGGAAAAAUAUCAGACGAUCGAGCCCUCGCAGGGUCCGUCCGAAAACCAACAGUCGGGGACCCGGCGAACCGCCCACAUCCGCUAUCCAUCGGUUCGUAUGGACCUGGUCAUGAAAGACGUUCCCACUUCGCCGUCCCUAUUAUCCCCGAGAGCGGCCAGUUUUAUGAGCACGACGCUGUCCCGGACGCUAGCUGGAGACCUGGCCGGGGAUGGACCACCUUCCUUGGUCGGGCUGGGAGAGCCGUUCCCAGAUCCGCGGUCGCCGCCUCAGCGAAACGAGCCUCUUAUCAUGAGAAACAUUGAUGAAUUCCUAUGA
Rasamsonia emersonii CBS 393.64 is the source of this 2001-nucleotide messenger RNA. Its product is annotated as Protein-tyrosine phosphatase. The transcript has 2 exons. NCBI's taxonomy places the organism in Eukaryota, Fungi, Ascomycota, Eurotiomycetes, Eurotiales, Trichocomaceae. The record is from RefSeq and is a predicted model, not a curated record. Bases 1 to 2001 code for a protein of 666 amino acids.